Molecule: messenger RNA, 9489 nt
Organism: Dromiciops gliroides (monito del monte)
Lineage: Eukaryota; Metazoa; Chordata; Mammalia; Microbiotheria; Microbiotheriidae
Gene: LNPEP
Product: leucyl and cystinyl aminopeptidase
Exons: 18
Coding region: 153-3230 (1025 amino acids)
Biological process (GO): peptide catabolic process; proteolysis
Cellular component (GO): cytoplasm
Molecular function (GO): peptide binding; metalloaminopeptidase activity; zinc ion binding
Source: RefSeq, a predicted model, not a curated record
GCGGAUUGUGGCGAAGCGGCGGAACGGCCUUGCUUUGCUUGUUGCCUCUUUAAAGUCGCCGAGCCUGGGCAUGCUCAGUAGGCAGGCUCGGUUUGGGUCCACAGGUCGGAAGCUUGUGCACUGCUCCAGCGCCGAGCCGCCGCGGGGAAAAAAUGGAGCCGUUCACCAGUGAUCGGCUUCAGCUCCCCAGGAACAUGAUUGAAAACAGCAUGUUUGAGGAAGAGCCGGAUGUGGUGGAUUUAGCCAAAGAACCUUGUUUACAUCCCCUGGAACCGGAUGAGGUAGAAUAUGAGCCUCGAGGUUCAAGACUGCUUGUUCGUGGUCUUGGGGAACAUGAGAUGGAUGACGAUGAAGAGGAUUAUGAGUCAUCUGCAAAACUGCUGGGCAUGUCUUUCAUGAACAGAAGCUCAGGUCUUCGGAAUAACAUAACUGGCUAUAGACAGGGUCCUGAUGGGGUCUGUUCACUGCCUUCUGCAAGGACCAUGCUAGUUUGUACUUUUGUCCUUGUGGUCGCUAUUUCUGUAAUAAUGGUGAUUUACCUUCUUCCCCGGUGUACCUUUACCAAAGAAGGCUGCCAUAAAAAAAAUCAGUCCAUCGCAUUAAUACAACCUAUUGCAAGUAAUGGGAAGCUGUUUCCCUGGGCACAGAUUAGACUUCCCCAAAACAUAAUGCCAUUACGAUAUGAACUCACCAUAUACCCAAACCUCACCACAAUGGAAUUCAGUGGUUCUGUGGAGAUACAGAUUCAGGUCCUUAAGGUCACUCAGAAUAUUAUUCUUCAUAGCUCUGGGCUUAAUAUCUCCAAAGUAUUCCUUACUUCAGUACUUUCAAAGCAAGAGAAACAAGUUGAAUACUUGGAAUAUAAAUUUCAUGAACAAAUUGCAAUUAUAUCACCUGAAGCACUUUUGGAAGGACACAACUACACCCUGAAGAUAGACUACUCUGCAAAUAUAUCCAACAACUACUAUGGAUUUUAUGGAAUGACAUAUGAAGAUAAAAAUAAUGAGAAAAAGUACUUUGCAGCAACUCAGUUUGAACCUCUUGCCGCAAGGUUGGCUUUUCCCUGUUUUGAUGAACCAGCAUUUAAAGCAACGUUUCUCAUCAAGAUUGUGAGGGAGGAACAAUAUACAGCUUUGUCAAAUAUGCCCAAGAAGUCAUCUAUUCAAAUGGAAGGCAAUCUUAUUAAGGAUGAAUUUUUUGAGAGUGUGAAAAUGAGUACAUAUCUAGUUGCCUUCAUUGUGGGAGAAUUGAAGAAUAUGACCCAAGAGACCAAUGGAACUCUGGUUUCCAUUUACACUGUGCCACAGAAGAUUGACCAAGUCAGACCUGCUCUUGAUACAGCCGUGAAGCUUCUUGAAUUUUAUCAGCACUAUUUUGAAAUCAAUUACCCUCUUCAGAAAUUAGAUUUGGUAGCUAUUCCUGACAUUCAAGCUGGAGCUAUGGAAAAUUGGGGUUUGAUCACUUUCCGAGAAGAAACGCUCUUAUGUGAUAAUAACACUUCUUCAGUAAUGGAUAUAAAGCUGGUUACAAGAAUAAUUGCACAUGAACUGGCCCACCAGUGGUUUGGCAACCUGGUAACUAUGCAGUGGUGGAAUGAUCUUUGGCUAAAUGAAGGAUUUGCUACUUUCAUGGAGUAUUUCUCCUUGAACAAAAAUUUCAAAGAGUUAUCGAGUUAUGAGGAUUUCUUGAAUGCUCGUUUUAAGACCAUGAAGAAGGAUUCUCUGAAUUCAUCUCAUGCAACAUCAUCUUCUGUUCAGUCUUCAGAACAAAUUGAAGAAAUGUUUGAUUCCCUUUCAUAUUUUAAGGGAGCAUCUCUUUUGUUAAUGCUGAAAAGUUUUCUGACUGAAGACAUAUUUCAGAGUUCCAUCAUACUUUACCUACACAAUCACAGCUAUGCAUCUAUUCAAAGUGAUGACCUUUGGAAUAGUUUUAAUGAGGUUACAAAAACUCUGGAUGUAAAAACAAUGAUGAAAACUUGGACCCUGCAGCCAGGAUUUCCGUUAGUGACUGUUCAAAGAAAAGGGAAACAAAUUACAGUACAACAAGAGAGAUUUUUUCUAAAUACCACAAAUUCUGGAAUUCAUCCUUUGGAUUCAAGCCAUCUGUGGCAUAUUCCACUCUCCUACAUCAUUAGUGACUGUAAACCACAUGAAUGUACCCAGGUGGCAUUACUAGACAAAAAAUCAGAUGUCCUCAAUCUUACAGAAGAAGUACAGUGGGUUAAGUUCAAUGUGGAUAUGACUGGGUACUACAUAGUACACUAUGCAGAAGAUGACUGGGAAGCACUAAUUAAGCAAUUGCAAAGAAACAUUAGUGUCUUGAGUGACAAAGACCGAGCUGGCCUUAUCAACAAUAUUUUUGAACUUUCAAGCCUAGGAAAGGUGUCUCUGAAAAAGGCCUUUGAUCUGAUUGAUUACCUUGGAAAUGAAACUCACACUGCACCAAUCACUGAAGCCCUCUUCCAAACCACUAUUAUCUAUGAUCUGCUUGAAAAGAUUGGAGAGAUAGAGCUAGCCAAAAGAAUGGUGACUAGGGUGGCAAAAUUGCUUCAACACCAAAUCCGACAACAAACUUGGACUGAUGAGGGGACCCCAUCGAAGAGAGAACUUCGGUCAAUCCUGUUAGACUUUGCCUGUGCCCAUAGUCUGGAGAACUGUAGCACAGAAGCCUUGAAGCUAUUUCAAGAUUGGGUAGAUUCCAAUGGUACUAAAAGACUGCCGACCGAUGUCAUGCACGUGGUGUUCAAAGUUGGAGCAAAAACUGAGGCAGGCUGGACGUUCUUGUUUGAAAAGUAUGGCUCUUCAGAAUCGGAAGCCGAAAGAAACAAAAUCCUUGAAGCUCUUGCCAGCUCAGAGGAUGUACGGAAACUUCACUGGUUAUUGAAAGCUAGUCUUGAUGGAGAUAUCAUCCUAUCACAAAAGCUGUCUAUCAUCAUUAAAGCUGUUGGCCAAAGUUUUGCUGGGCAUUUAUUGGCAUGGGAUUUUGUCAAAGAGAACUGGAGUAGGCUUGUACAAAAGUUCCAUUUAGGAUCCUAUACCAUUCAGAGUAUCGUUGCUAGUACAACUCAUCUGUUUUCAACAAAGACACAUUUGUCUGAGGUACAGACAUUCUUCGAAGCCCAGUCAGAGGCAACCUCACAACUCCGCUGUGUCCAGGAAGCCAUUCAGAUCAUCCAGCUGAAUAUCCAGUGGAUGGAAAAGAACUUAAAAAAUCUAGCUUUCUGGCUGUAGGGUACAUGACAUCAUCUCUUUGUGUUGGCCAUUCAGAAAGUUUGUGAAAUGUUGAUCUCUUGUUGCUUUUGCAAAAGCCAGGGUAAAACCAGGCAUCACUGCAAUGCUGUUUGCACUAUUAGGUAUUCUAGUGAGCUCAGGGCACAUCCUUUUGAUAUUUUGUCUGUGUCCCUUAGAGUGCCUGUGGGCAGGAUGUAGGCUGUUUAUUAUGUGCUCACCUGUGUCCACCAAACAUCUACAUGAAUUUUUAAAUUAAAAACAUACAAAUGGAGAGGGAUGGGGAGGCAAGACUCCAUUUUGAAACUGGUUUGGGUUCUUGAUAUUUGAAAAGGGUUGACACAGUCAAACAAGAGAAGAGUUACUAUGUAAGCGUCCUUCUUUGCAAAAUCCUGGUUUAUCAGUGUCCCUUGUGCCAAGCCCCUGGUUGCUUCAUGGUUUAUAGGCCCUGUUUAGAACAUGAGGCCUAGUAAAACCUCAGAAAGUCUAAUAGUGAAGCCAGAUAAUAAAACAUACAGCUAUAGCAAAUUAAAGCCAAGUGUUAAUAUUGGUUUGGGCUUGAAAUUAUGAGUAUCCAACUUUUUUUAUUUUAUUAUAAGUAGGAUAUAGAGCCGUUGUAUGUAUUUUUGUUUGCUGAGUAGCCAGGUGCUACAGAUAUUAAAAAUAUCUAUUAUAUAUGAAAGCCAAAUAUCAGGAAAGAGUCUAAAUUGUUGAGUCUAUUUUGAUUUUGUAUAUAUGUAUGUGUGUGUUUGUAUGUUCAUAUAUCUGGACAUAUGUGUGUUUAUAUUUACUUUUUGGGCAGCCCCUAAAACAUUGCCGUAGGAAAUUGCUUUAGGUUGGAUCAGAUGUUCAUUGUAGUUAAUUUUUUCCUUAAGUACUGUUUUUGCCACACAAUUUCCUCCCCACUUCAUAAAAACCCUAACCCCAAACCACUCCUGUAUCCACCAAUAUCAGCCCAAUAUCAGGGAGUGGUCCCUAACCUUUGAAUUUAGGGGCAUAUCAUUCAAUGCUAUCUAUGUCUUAUGUUCUGGUAGCACUGGUGUCUUUUAAGUUUGACUCUCCAUUGCUUUAGUUGCAAUACAGAUUAAAUAAAUUUAAUUGUCCUUACUGAUGUAUUUUUAUUUGACUUGUUGAAAAAAGUAUAUUGGGCUAUAGUUUUAAUUGAGGACAUUUUAGAAACCAAAAUAUCUUAUGUGAUAUUUUACCUUUUACCUGGAAGGAAUAUAGUAUGAAAAGGAAGUAAAUGAAGCUGAUUAUAAAAAUAUAUGACUUUGAAUUUUUCCUGCUUUUAGGAACAGUACAUAAUUUAAAACAUCUUUUUCUGUUGUUUUGAUUUUAAAGUAACAAUUAGCUUUAAGGAAAUAGUAAAGAAAACCCCUCCCAACCCUAAAGCAGGUGUGAACUGUGGAUUCUUUCUCUGAAACUAUGGGGGAUGUACCUGAAUAAUUUGAACUAUGCAGACAUAGUCGCAGAUUAUUGUGUUUCACUCAUUCUUAGGAGAAAAGAUUCCUUCUCCAAAUUCUUGUUUCUUUCACAAUUUGCUUUAAAACAAUUUCUGUUUUUAAAAAUAGACCCUUUUGUGUGCACUUUAAAAAUGUGCAUAGUUGAAAGAUAGGAAAGGGUAUAUUUUUCAUUCAAUAGGAUCAACUUAUUAGUCAAAUAUCUAUUAUUUUAAGUUAUAUGGGAGAUCAUGUAUGAAAUCAUAUUUUAUUUUGUGUAAAAUAUUUUUAUAUUGAAUUUAAAAGUAAAGCAAGUUAGGUAAUAACCUUUUUAAAAAAGGAAAUGAUAGUCUUUUUUUUUUCUCCAGUGCAAUUUCUUUCCCACUCCUUAUCUCCAUCAGUUUCAGAAUAGAAAAUAUGAUACCCUCACAGUCAUGGUCAGAUACCAGGGUGCUGUGUAGAGACUAUUGGGAAUAUGCUUAGAAAAGCAAAGGACAGAUUAAUUGAUGUGGGAAACUAUCAUCAGCCUAAAUUUGGAAGUGGGGGUGGAGGAACACACAUUUAAUCUUUGGAGAAUUUUUUUUUUACCAUGUCAUAUUAAUAAAGUAUUUUACAUUUCUCUUUGAUACUUCUCAGAUUUAGAAAUAGAGAUUCCUUAGUCAUACUUGCCCUUUGUUAUACUGUUGUACAAUAUGUGUAGCACAUUUUGAGUCUCUAAGGCAUAUUUCCUCUUAUAAAAUUUACUUGUUCUUUUUAACUUUGGCACUAUAAGUAGAACCAAAUAUUCUGUGCUGAGCAUUAUGGAAGAAGAGAUUUCUCUUGAUCCGUUGCUUACCUCUUCUUCAAAUGUUGUUUAUUUCCAUGCCUCAGUUUUGUGCCCAUGGAGCUAAAUACGUAUAAAGUGUUUGGCAUAUUCUGAACUGAUGCACACGACAACUGUUUUUGAAACUAUAUCCCGAAACUGAGGGAUUCAUGAUUAAAAUGCAGUGGAAACAGUUUUGUACAAAAUCUUUUUUUUUUUUUUUAGAAUCUUUUCAGCCUCUAAACUUUAUCUCACCUAAGACACUGGGAUAGUGAGGCCCAGUAGAUGGAAGCAUAGGAACCAAAGCAUAUUUUUGAAUAAACACGUAGAUUCAUGGCUGAAAAUUAUGACUCAAAUAAAGUAGAGUGAAUACCUUGUACACAUAGAGUUUGGACACAUAAUCUAGUAGAGAACAGUGGAGGAAAAUUCAUUCAUUUUGAAGCCAUGGCACUGAAAGUUGGUAAAAUAUGUUGCCCAAAAUAUGUUAUAUUCAAUAUACAAAUCAUUGGAUGUUUUAGUCUGCAAAGAAUUUUGAAACGUCUUUCAUAAGCUAGUGCCUUUUUCCAUCUCAUCAAGCUUAUUUAUAAGCCACUUUUAAAAGAUACUGUGGUGUUUGGUCAUUGUUGGAGAGUUUCAUAUAUUCCAAGAAUCUACGAUGAUUCUAUUCCAUCCCAAAUUCCAACCUACACUCAUUUUAUUCCCAAAUGGCUAUUUAUUAAUAUCUAUUUUUGUAAAUAUGGAGAAUAAAAUGUGAACAACCUAUAUAAUCUUGUUUCCCAAAAUUGACUGGAUUUAGAAUCAGAUUGAUAGAACUCAUAAUUUGAAAGUGUUAAAAAUAAUAUCAAGAGAUCUCAAGACAGUAAAUAUUGUGAGUUGAGCUAGUCAGUCAACAAGCAUUUAUUUAUUAAAGCACUCGUGGUGCCAAUAGCCUACUGAGAAUAGGGACAUUGAGUAAGAUUAUGAAAGCACCAAGCCUAGAAUUAUGCCAUGAAGAACUGUAACCUGUAGCCAAACCAUUCAUCGCACAUUCAGAGAACUUAAAUAUAUUUUUUCAUGUGAGGAUUGGAGGAUUAUAUCCAUUUUAGAAGAUAAAUAAUUUUUAAGGACUGUAGCUAUUUGGGCUAGGUUUUUAGAGCUCCCUCCUUUCUCCUAUCCCCAGAUGCUUUUAUUUCCUCCUGGGGUAUAUUUGGUAUGGUGUGUGUAUUUCUUUUUUUCUAAAUGUACAUAGUGCAUCCAUGAUUUGGUUUUGCUACUUUUUUCAAUCAAUUUUUUCAGGGACUAGUUAAUUUUUAGGAGUCAAUAUAGAUGGCUAUGUUUAUCUAAUGCCUACAAGUAUAUUUGGCAACCUUUAGUACACCUGUUUUAUAACAGCCUUGGAAUCUCACUAGUUUUCCUUGCUUUAAGCUGGCUCUUUGCCACUUGGCUUAAAGUCGCAUUAGUGCGGUGUCCUUGUUAAUGGUAGCAGAUGUGGAGCAAAUGAGAUAAGUUACUGUUUAGAAAGAUCAGUAGCUUUUGUUACAGAUCAGUUUAUGGAAACAAAUCAUAUCCAUCAUUUAUGAUGAAUAAAAAAAUAUUGAAAAUCUCAGGAAAGCAAAGUUUUUAGAAGUGUGUAUAUUUGGGUGGGCAGUAAAAGAAAGCUCACAGGAGAUUAAUCUUCCAGUAAUAUAAAAAUAAAGCUGUGUGGGGGUGGCUAGGUGGCGCAGUGGAUAAAGCACCGGCCCUGGAGUCAGGAGGACCUGAGUUCAAAUCCGGCCUCAGACACUUGACACUUACUAGCUGUGUGACCCUGGGCAAGUCACUUAACUCCCAUUGCCUCACUAAAAAAAUAAAAUAAAAUAAAAUAAAGCUGUGUACAGUCCUAUGAAAUAAUAUUGGCUGUUAACAAGAUUAAAAAAUGCAGCCCUCCUGAGAAUUGUUAUGUAAGAGAUCUGUCUAUAGAAUGCAGUUUUAGUUGCUUCAGUAAUGUGUGGAGUAUGUACUUAGUAAGUAGGGUCAACAGUCAACAAUAUUUACUAAGCACCUGCUAUAUGCCAGGCAUUGUGCUCAGCUCUAAUGUUACCACCCUCCGGCCCCCUCCCCCAAAAUAAAUAAAAGGUUAAAGACAGCUUUUCCUUUCAAGGAGCUCAGUCUAAUGGGGAAGGCAGCAUGUCUUGUGUACAAACAAGCCCCAUGCAAGAUAAAUUGGAGAUAAUGCAGAGAGGAAAGGGGAAUCAGGAAAGGCUUCUUUUAGAAGGUGGAGUUUUAGCGGGGACUCCAGGAAAGCCAGGGGACAGAGAUAGGAGUGAAAGAUUUCCAGGCACAAGGGACAGCCAGUGAAAAGCAUGGAGGCCGGGGACAGAGAGUCCGGUGCGAGGAACAGCAGGGAGGCUGGGAUUGUUGGAUUUCAGAGAAUUGGGCCUGGGGGUAAGAUGUAGGAAGACUUGAAAGGUAUGGGGGGGUGGGGAGCAAAUUCUGAAGGGUUUUGAAUGCCAGAGUGUUUUAUAUUUUAUCUUGGAGGUAAUAGGGAAUCCCUCAAGUUUAUUCAGUAAGGGGUUAACAUGGUCAGGCUUGCAGUGAGUGGAGGAUGACCUGGCCUGUUCAGCUCUGAGGUGAUGAGGGCCUCCACCAGGGUAUGGAAAAUUGGAUAAUGUUUUCCAACGUGUGUUCCUGCAUUGCCAUCCAAUACAUAGAUGGGUAUAAGGUUCUCUACACUGCACCACAUCAAAUACGAUGUUAGUAGGUUUUUCUCUCUUGUGUCUGUGUGCUAGGGAUUUCACCCAUGCCCCCCAAACCUGAUCUGUGACCCCAUCCUUGUCAACCUGUUUUUUAUUAGAUAGAACAUUCCUUUUUCUGAUUUAAUUUUUGCUGUUGCCUGUCUUAGAGGAUGUUAUCUUUUAUUGCACUCUGAAAUGUAAAAUAAGCCUGCCUAGUUAAGUGUACAUUUUGGUAUGCUUUUCAUGCAUCCACCAGACCUGUGUGUUAGCUUGUAGCAUUCUGGUAUCAUAUUUCACAGUUGCUUCAUCUGCCACAUGGUAAAUGUUACUGUUCCACAUUUGGCUAUAUCAAAGGAAAUGAAUGUGUAAACAUUUUAAUGGCAUCUUAACAUAAUUUGUUUUUACUGCUAUUUAUUAAGAUGCUACUCAGUCCUAAAGGUUUAUAUUACUUUAUUUUUUCCCCCCAAGGGCAUUGACUUCAGGAAUGCCAUAUGAUUUGGGGAAAAGUUGCAAACAAAUGUUAUUUACCAUAUUAAACUCUCAGGUUAUAUUGUUGAAAAAUUAGUUUAUAUUUUGCUCUUACUUAAACCUGCUGCUGUAGUAGAAUUAUAGAAGUUUAUACGUGAUCAUAAAUAAGGGAGAAAGGGCACCUUUUCUGAGUUAGUUAUGGUGGUGAUUUGGUAAAUUCUGUAUGGUUCUCAAUCUAAAAUAUUUACUUCAAAAAGAAUCAAGGUCUGGCCUGAUUGAAUAAAAUGCUCCAGAAGUUGCACUGAAUGAAAUAAACCAUCGGUAAAAUAUAUGAUAUAUAUGUGUGUGUGUGUGUGUGUGUAUGUAUGUAUAUAUGAGAAUGAUAAUACAAAUGGAGCAUUUGCAUCAACCUACUAAACUCACAUUGAGAGAAAACGAAAUCCUAUAACUAAGUCUUAGUCCGACUAAGUCUUGAUUGAAGCCAAGUACUAUAGCUAUAAAGAAUAGUAGCUUUCAAGUACUUUGGGAAUUAAUAACUUAGAAACUUGUAAAGAAAUAACACUUUUGUAUUUUAAUGCCUUUAGUAGUAUACAAUACAAAUCUUGUGUCUACACUUUGGCUGAUGAAAUUCUAAGCCUGUAUCAUAACUUGCUUUUAGGCGGAAGAUUUUUGAAAAUAGGAUGUAUAUAUGAUACUGUAUAUGCAGAUGUGUUUAGUUUCACUUGUAAAGGGGGAAAAAAGGCUUAUUUUCUUUACACUUCGAUAAAUUGUUUUGCAUAUAACUAGCACUGACUGAAAGGCAUGUGUAACUGCAUACACUGUUGCUUUUUUGUGAAAUGAAAAUAAAUAUUUAAAUACAA